Molecule: messenger RNA, 3298 nt
Organism: Solea senegalensis (Senegalese sole)
Lineage: Eukaryota; Metazoa; Chordata; Actinopteri; Pleuronectiformes; Soleidae
Product: polypyrimidine tract-binding protein 2-like
Exons: 17
Coding region: 110-1681 (523 amino acids)
Biological process (GO): mRNA processing; regulation of RNA splicing
Cellular component (GO): nucleus
Molecular function (GO): mRNA binding
Source: RefSeq, a predicted model, not a curated record
GAAGAAGAAAACGACGACGACGAAGAAGAAGAAGAACGCCCAUUAUUAUUUCGCGCACAAUCGAUUUGGGCUGAAAUAAUCACCAGGCAGAAGAAGACCAAGCGCUGCAAUGGACGGAGAUGUUGCAGUUGGUGUGAAGAGAGGCUCAGAUGAGCUCAACAUGUAUAGCAGCAGUCCAAACUCACUGGCUGCGAAUGGCAGUGACAGUAAGAAACAGCGUCUGGAUGAAUCGCCUCCCUCCAGAGUUCUCCACAUCAGGAAACUUCCCAACGAAGUCUCAGAGACUGAAGUCAUUGCUUUGGGGCUGCCGUUUGGAAAAGUCACCAACAUACUGAUGCUCAAGGGGAAAAAUCAGGCGUUUCUGGAGUUGGGUACAGAGGAAGCAGCCAUCACUAUGGUGAACUACUACACAGCUGUCACACCACAGGUCAGAAACACACCUGUCUUCAUCCAGUACUCCAACCAUAAAGAACUGAAAACAGAUUCAGCUCUGAAUCAGAGGGCUCAGGCAGUGCUGCAGGCAGUGUCAGCAGUUCAGGAUGGAGGCUCCCCAUCUUCUGACCCCGGAGCUCUGGACCUUGCUCCACCCCCCAGCCCCGUCCUGCGAAUUAUUAUCGACAACAUGUUUUAUCCAGUGACACUGGAUGUUCUUCAACAGAUCUUCAGUAAGUUUGGGACUGUGAUGAAAAUCAUAACCUUCACCAAAAACAACCAGUUUCAGGCUCUGCUGCAGUUCAGUGACCCGGUCAAUGCACAGCAAGCUAAACUGUCUCUGGAUGGACAGAACAUCUAUAAUUCAUGCUGCACUCUGCGGAUAGACUUCAGUAAACUGGUCAACCUCAACGUCAAAUACAACAAUGACAAGAGUCGAGAUUACACCAGACCUGACCUUCCCAGUGGAGAUGGAGAGACGACUAACAAGGACCAUUCUCUGUUGGGUACCCCAUCUGGAGCACUAGCUUCCUACUCUAGUGGAGGAGGUUACUCAUCUUCUUUGUCCCUCUCACAGGGUGGAGGGACCAUAAGUCCUCUGAGUGCUGCAGCGGCAGCAGCAGCAGCUGCAGGUCGUGUUGCUCUGUCUGGCUCUGGAGUGUCAGGGGUCCUGUUGGCGUCCAACCUAAACGAAGAGAUGGUCACGCCUCAAAGUCUCUUUACCCUCUUCGGAGUCUAUGGUGAUGUCCAGAGGGUGAAGAUCCUCUACAACAAAAAAGACAGUGCUCUGAUCCAGCUGUCUGACGGAAACCAGGCUCAGCUGGCUAUGAGUCACCUGAAUGGUCAAAAGGUGUAUGGUAAAGUGAUGAGAGUGACUCUGUCCAAACAUCAAACUGUGGCUUUACCCAGAGAAGGACUGGAUGACCAGCUCUUAACUAAAGAUUUCUCUGGCUCUCCACUUCACCGCUUUAAGAAGCCAGGAUCCAAAAACUUCCAGAAUAUCUUUCCUCCCUCUGCCACACUUCAUCUCUCCAAUAUCCGGGACGGCGUAGGCGAGGACGAUCUUCGCCUUCUGUUCUCAAACAGUGGAGCAACUGUCAAAGCCUUCAAGUUCUUCCAGGAUCGGAAGAUGGCGCUGAUCCAGAUGUCGUCAGUAGAGGAGGCGAUCCAAGAGCUUAUGAAGCUUCACAACUACGACAUGGGAGGGAAUCACCAUCUAAAAGUUUCCUUUUCAAAGUCCACCAUCUAAGCCUCGCACAUUAAACAGCCACGAGGAGCAAAGACAUUCUGUUUUCAACAUCUUCUGCACUGUCCCCAAAUCUUAAAUUAGGUUGUACAGCAUCACACAUGAUCAGUGUCUCGUCUGGUCUGGAGGGGAAAAUAAAAAACUUGUCACAAGGAUACGAUCUUAAAAUUAUAAUGCAGUAAUCUAGGGGUGUCACGUUCUCAAUUGUAAAUUGAAUAUUGAUUGAAACCGACGUCACAAUCUCGACCUUUGAAAGUGAAGGUGGAGUUGAGGAAUUAACAACGCCCCCAGUGUGAGGUCCUGCACGCGCUGAACGAUAAAUUAUAUAUAGAUAAAGACGUUAUUCAGUACAGAUUUGGUGACUGUAACAUCAGAUUGCUGGACAUUCAGUGCAACACAGAGCUACAUGACUCUCUCUGACUUCUCUUCUUUUUACACUCAGUUCCCCAUCAACUGGUUAUUGUUACGUUCAUCUCAUUAAUAAAUGAUUUAAAUUUAACAAUAAUGCCUUAAGUGUUUUUGUUUUUCCAUCAUUGAACAUUAUAUCACUUAUGAAAACAUGUAGACAAUGAAAAAAAUGAAAAGGCUUAUCAUGAUCCUGGACUAAUCAAGAAAAGUCUAAAACUGUCAGAACCAUCUGCGCUAAAAAGAGCGAUCGGGAAUCGAAUCAAGGAUUUGGAGAAUGGUGACACCCCUAACAUCAUGAUAUUGUGACACCAGUUUGCUGCAGAAAGAUCUGAUUUUUAAAAAGCCCAGAUGUAUGAAACAAAUAACAUAAUUUGUGAGGAAAUACUCAGACUUAUUUAAAGUGAGUUGAUCAGAUUUGUGAUUUCGGUGCAGAGCAGAAGAUUCACGGAAGUUUAAGUGACAUUCUUAAGUUUGGGGAAAAGCUGAAAUCUCUUGUAGACCAGAUCAUCUGAUUUCAGUUCAGCCUUCACCUUUUUACACAGAUCUGUCAGCCACGUGCACACACACACAGGUUUGUGCAGCUAUUCUUCUUAGGACACAGCAUUGAAUCCCAUUCAUUUGGACUAAACAGAGUUAUCCCUAACAUUAGCCAUAACCUUAUCCCAAACCUGAACCCUAUCUUAAAUAUCAGCCCUAAACUUACACCAGUUCCUCAGAGUUGGGGUUCUGCCUCAUUAGGACCAGGUUUUGGUCUCCAUGAGGACCACUGGUCCUGUGUUUAUACAUGAAACGUACACGCACACAGCCAUGAGCAUGUGGUUCUGGUCUGGGUCGUUGACCUGUCAGGACCAAAGUUCAUGCACCUUUGUUCUGUGGUCUGAUCUUUACUGUUGAUUCUUUUGUGUCUUCAAAGAAUUAUUCUUAUUCUUGUUUGUUGAUCCUGAGUUGUAAACGUGUAGAAACAUAGAUGUGAGACGUCUCCUUCUCAUGUGUCCAGCAGAGACGAACAGAAACAGCUACUGUUUUAUUCCUGGGUUUAUUUUUGGAUGGUUGUUUUUUAAAGUUUCAUUAGCUCAGUAUUUAUUUUUUUUCUCUCUUCUCAGAUCAGCACAAAUUAAACGCAUCUUUUCUACCAAGGAACCCAAAGUGAACACGUGUUUGUGUAUGUUUGGACUCUCCUCCGUCUUACUGUCAAUAAACUUCUGUCACUCA